Messenger RNA from Zophobas morio, 1564 nucleotides. RefSeq names its product sialin-like. Bases 99 to 1481 code for a protein of 460 amino acids. Gene Ontology annotation, molecular function: transmembrane transporter activity. NCBI's taxonomy places the organism in Eukaryota, Metazoa, Arthropoda, Insecta, Coleoptera, Tenebrionidae. The transcript has 7 exons. Gene Ontology annotation, biological process: transmembrane transport; monoatomic anion transport. Gene Ontology annotation, cellular component: membrane. The record is from RefSeq and is a predicted model, not a curated record.
CUACUAAAAUCGCAGUAUCCACAAACAUUUCAAACACUUGACACUAGUGACAGUGACGUUUUGUUGUUCAAGCUUAGGACUUCUUCCAAAUUUACAAAAUGCAGUUGCGGGCACCUCCCCUACGUUUCUGGAUCGCGGUGAUGAUCUUUUUUACCACUUUCACAAAUUAUAUGUUGAGGUCGAACAUUUCGGUUAGCAUCAUCAAAAUGGUCGACAGGAAGUCCAAGAAUUUUACGCCCCCGUGCAAAGAAGGUCAAGUGAAAACAAACGCCACAAAGAAAGAGGAGAUCAACGAAACUCGCUAUCAAUGGAACGAAAACGAGGUGGGCCUUAUCAUCUCUGCCUACUUCUACGGCUACAUCGUCACAGUGAUGCCCGGAGGAAUCCUCUCCGAAAUGCUCGGUCCAUUCCACGUCAUACUCUGGACUAGCGUCGGUUCCGCGAUCCUCACCGGCCUCACUCCCAUCUGUGCAGAACUAGGCGUCUACGGAGUAGUCGCCAACAGAUUUCUCGUGGGUUUUCUCGGAGGUGUUGCAUACCCCGCCGUCAACGUGCUGAUAGCAAAGUGGGCACCGCCCAAAGAAAAGGGCAAGUUCUUGGCCGCCAUGAUGGGAAACACGUUGGGAACGGUGGUUUCGUUCAAUCUGGUAGGCUGGGCUACGGCGCUGUGGGGUUGGGCUUGGGGGUUUUACGUCCUGGUGUUUGUGAUGGUUGUGUUUUGUCUCGCUUUUGCAAUAUUGACCAGGGAUACGCCAGAGAAGCAUCCGUGGAUUUCGGAAGGCGAACUGGCUUUCAUCAAGGAGGCGCAGGAGGGACACGUUUCGGCUAAAAAGAAAAUCCCCCCCUACUUGAAAAUAAUACUGAGCAUCCCCUUCUGGAUAACCACUAUUGCCCAAUUCGGCAACCUGUGGGCCCUCAACCUCAUCCUCUCCUACGGCCCGAAAUACCUCUCCGAGACUUUAGGUUUCAACCUGAAAGCGUCUGCCGGCCUAGCCGCCCUUCCGUACCUCGCCAGACUGUUGACAAGCCAGGUUUUCGGGAUCGUAGGUGACUACAUGAGAAAAAAGGAAGUGAUGAGCUUGGUCAAAAUCCGCAAAUUCUUCAUAAUUUUUUCGCACUUCAUCCCGGCGGCUUGCAUGUUCCUGAUCAGAGCGGCCGGGUGCAACCACGCCGGGGUUAUAGGACUGCUGGUCCUUAAUCAGGGCUUCAACGGCGCCGUGGUGGUCGGCCAUCUGAUUAGCCCUCAGGACCUGGCGCCGAACUUCAGCGGGACGGUUUACGGGAUGAUGAACCUUGUGGGAAUGACGACGGGGAUCCUGGUGCCCUCGAUCACUGGAGCUUUGAAUACACACUACGAAAUGGGUCUAAUGGCGGCCACUAUUAUCUAUACGAUAGGAGGUGGCGUGCUCACUGCUUCUGGAGUCGCAUUUUUCUUAUUUGCGAGUGCUGACACUCAGCCCUGGAACGAAAUUGAGGAAUAAUGAGAAGACACAAUCAUUUCUGACUUCUGAUCCUUGUAAAGAUAAUCUGUGGUUGCAUAUUAAAAUUUGCUGGUUUUUAAGGA